Molecule: messenger RNA, 410 nt
Organism: Vitrella brassicaformis
Lineage: Eukaryota; Vitrellaceae
Source: the annotation of a GenBank genome assembly
UCAACACAAGCAAGGGUCUCUGCAUGGCUUGCUGUCGUCGACUUGAGCAAGGGCGAAGAGUUGCAUGAGGUGGCAGUAGGUGAGAGGGUCCACCUCGGGCAGCGUGACGGUCUGCUGCUCCUUCUCUCUGCGAUGGCCCUCGCCGUCGAGGAGGCACGAGAAGAAGGGGUACUUGACGAGAUCGCUCUUAAGCGAGAAGAACGUUUGCUGCUUGCCGUCGCGGCCCACGACCACCUUCACCACGCCCUCCUCACAGUCUGACGCAGCCCCGGGCUGAGCCAUCAUCGAUGGGGACGGUCCCUGCAGGCACGAUACAUGUAUAUACAUGAUGAAGGCAAUGGCAUACAGAAGCACUUCUGAAUCAUUACCUGAUGCUGCCUCUAUUGUGCUGCCCUGCGCGUGCCAGUGUC